Molecule: messenger RNA, 984 nt
Organism: Galeopterus variegatus (Sunda flying lemur)
Lineage: Eukaryota; Metazoa; Chordata; Mammalia; Dermoptera; Cynocephalidae
Product: serine protease 27-like
Exons: 6
Coding region: 1-984 (327 amino acids)
Biological process (GO): proteolysis
Molecular function (GO): serine-type endopeptidase activity
Source: RefSeq, a predicted model, not a curated record
AUGCAGCAGCCCCAGGCCAUGGUGCUGUUCCUGCUGCUGCUGCUGCUGCUGCCGCUGAGGUCCGGGACACAGGGGGCAUCCAGAGCCUGUGGGCGCCGGAGGAUGCUGAACCGGAUGGUGGGCGGGCAGGACGCCCUGGAGGGUGAGUGGCCCUGGCAGGUCAGCAUCCAGCGCAACGGAAGCCACUUCUGCGGGGGCAGCCUGGUCGCGGAGCGGUGGGUCCUCACCGCGGCACACUGUUUCCCCAACACCUCAGAAAAUUCCCUGUACCGGGUCCUGCUGGGGGCGCGGCAGCUGGUGCAGCCGGGGCCGCAUGCCGUGUAUGCCCAGGUGAAGCGGGUGGAGAGCAACCCCCUGUACCAGGGCAUGGCCUCCAGCGCUGAUGUGGCUCUGGUGGAGCUGGAGGCACCGGUGACCUUCACCAAUUACAUCCUCCCCGUGUGCCUGCCUGACCCCUCUGUCAUCUUUGAGACGGGCAUGAACUGCUGGAUCACUGGCUGGGGCAGCCCCAGUGAGCAAGACCGCCUGCCCAACCCGCGGGUCCUGCAGAAACUGGCCGUGCCCAUCAUCGACACGCCCAGGUGCAACCUGCUCUACAGCAGGGACACCGAAUCUGGCUUCCAGCCCAAAACCAUCAAAGAUGACAUGCUCUGUGCUGGCUUCGCAGAGGGCAAGAAGGACGCCUGCAAGGGUGACUCAGGAGGCCCUCUGGCAUGCCUCGUGGGCCAGUCAUGGCUGCAGGCUGGGGUGAUCAGUUGGGGUGAGGGCUGUGCCCGCCCCAACCGCCCAGGCGUCUACAUCCGGGUCACCUCCCACCACAAUUGGAUCCACCGGGUCAUCCCCGAACUGCGGUUCCAGCCAGCGUGGUCGGGCGGCCAGAAGCGAGACACCUGGAGCCAGCAGCCCCUCUGUCGGAACUCUGCACCCCGCCAGGCCGCCUGUACUGCCCUGCUGGGCCUCCUGGUGCUGCUCGCCCUCCUCUGA